AUGUCUUCUGGUGAGGGUUCGGUUUCGGUUUCGGCUGAGGGAGACGGAGAGGAUGAAGAUGGGGAGGGAGUGGGUUUCUUGCUUGAGGCGAGGCGGAAGGGUGAUGCGGAGCGUGCCGGGGAGGUGGAUGAGAAGGCGCGCGAAAGCUGGGGGAUUGUAGCGGGGCGGAUUUGGUCUGGGUACCGGCGAUAUGAGGUCGUGGUGGGAGUGACUAGUGGAUGUCGUACCGGGACAUGUGCUGCGCUGAAAGAGGACUUUGAAGCGGCUGUUACUGAGGCCGCAGGCCCAGAGAGGAGCCGCGCCGACGGGGCGACUGCUGUCAAGGCUCUGAGCAUUGAUGUGGUUGAGGAUGAGACGCUUGACAGAAGCAAGUAG
Molecule: messenger RNA, 375 nt
Organism: Penicillium riverlandense
Lineage: Eukaryota; Fungi; Ascomycota; Eurotiomycetes; Eurotiales; Aspergillaceae
Exons: 2
Coding region: 1-375 (124 amino acids)
Source: RefSeq, a predicted model, not a curated record